CACAGCUACCUGCCGCUUCUCCUCCUCCCGCUCCCGCUCUCCCUCUCACCAAUCCACCUGAUCCUGCUUCUCUUCCUAACAUACAUCGUCAAUCGACCAUGCAUUUACUGCUCUUUCCUGCUCAUCAUCCUGUUCGCAUCUUCGUGCCACUGGUCAAAUCGUUGUUUCUUCGACUUCCCCUCGUACAACACCGAUAACGAGGAUGCGGCAAGCACCAUUGCGGCCUGGUUUACGCCGAGGCUGUACACGACGAGUGUUUCCAUGAAUGGGACGAUGCAGGCGGCCAAGAGCACUGUGGCGGAGGAGAUGAGCGAAUUUCUGGCGGAUGUUGCACAGUCGACGAUAUCUGGAUUGGCGUGUGCAGUGAAGGAGUCGGCGAUCGACUUAAUCGAUGGAGCGCACCGAGUCGUCGCAUCUACUACGCACACCGCGACAGUUGCAUCGUCACCCAUCGCGUCACUUGCUGAUACUGGCAUCGGAGCGCAUUGGCUGCGACAGCUGCUUGGAAGGUCGGAGUGGACGUUACCUUGCGUCGGAGUCAAGGUGGUACUUUGA
Messenger RNA from Cladophialophora yegresii CBS 114405, 555 nucleotides. RefSeq lists its product as uncharacterized. The record is from RefSeq and is a predicted model, not a curated record. NCBI's taxonomy places the organism in Eukaryota, Fungi, Ascomycota, Eurotiomycetes, Chaetothyriales, Herpotrichiellaceae. The coding region runs from base 262 to 555 and encodes 97 amino acids. The transcript has a single exon.